AUGGGCCGUCUCCUGGGAGUGAGCUGCAUGCUCCUGCUUGCCCUGACUACGUUUGUGUCUUCAGCCUCUCUCGUUCCCGAGGACUACGCAGCCGAUGAGGCCGAACACAACACCAACGAUGUACUGUUCGAUGACUACCGUGGCAAAGGUUGUGUGGACGACAGCGGCUUUGUCUACAAGCUCGGCGAGCGCUUCUUUCCCGGCCACUCGAACUGCCCAUGUGUGUGCACCGAGGAUGGACCCGUGUGUGACCAGCCCGAGUGCCCCAAAAUCCACCCCAAAUGCACCAAGGUGGAGCACAACGGCUGCUGCCCCGAAUGCAAGGAGCUCAAGAACUUUUGCGAGUACAGAGCCAAGACGUACAAAAUACUGGAGGAGUUCAAGCCGUCUCCGUGCGAGUGGUGUCGCUGUGAACCGAACAGCGAAGUACACUGUGUGGUGGCUGACUGUGCCGUUCCUGAAUGUGUUAACCCGGUGUACGAACCAGAACAGUGCUGCCCUAUAUGUAAAAACGGUCCGAACUGCUACGCCGGAACGACGAUCAUCCCGGCCGGUAUUGAAGUGAAGGUGGACGACUGCACCAUCUGCCGCUGCCACAGUGGGGACUGGUGGAAACCGGCGCAGUGUCUGAGGCGCGAGUGUCUCAACGGCCAGACUUCAUAA
Messenger RNA from Tachysurus vachellii, 663 nucleotides. It is a transcript of the gene vwc2l, whose product is annotated as von Willebrand factor C domain containing 2 like. The transcript is spliced from 3 exons. Bases 1 to 663 code for a protein of 220 amino acids. Gene Ontology annotation, biological process: negative regulation of BMP signaling pathway. Gene Ontology annotation, cellular component: AMPA glutamate receptor complex. NCBI's taxonomy places the organism in Eukaryota, Metazoa, Chordata, Actinopteri, Siluriformes, Bagridae. Gene Ontology annotation, molecular function: protein binding. The record is from RefSeq and is a predicted model, not a curated record.